Messenger RNA from Cinclus cinclus, 5818 nucleotides. RefSeq names its product RUN and SH3 domain containing 2 (gene RUSC2). The record is from RefSeq and is a predicted model, not a curated record. The coding region runs from base 385 to 5064 and encodes 1559 amino acids. The transcript has 15 exons. Gene Ontology annotation, molecular function: protein binding. Gene Ontology annotation, cellular component: cytoplasmic vesicle. NCBI's taxonomy places the organism in Eukaryota, Metazoa, Chordata, Aves, Passeriformes, Cinclidae.
CUGCUGUGGUGAGGGUGAAGGAAGCUGCGAGCAGUAGCUUGUGUGUCGAGAGAAGCCACAAGGAAUCUCGGCCGUAUGGGUGGGAAGAGAGUCCCACAGAACGCUUAUUUCUGCUUGCAGACUGCCAGCAUCCCAUGAGGAAGUUAACUUUGCAACAUCCACAGCAGCUUGCAUCCUGGUGAGAGAGCACAGAGCCUUCUGGAAUCUGAGCGCUCAGGAGUGCCAGAGCAGAGUGUCUUUGCUGUCAGGAGAAGGGGAGCAGAGGAUCUGUGGAAAGGUAUCUGAAUUCCCUCAUGAGAAGUGUCCUCCCUGCCUCUCAUGUGCAGUGCUUCCUGUUCAUGGGUGGUACCAGCUUCACUGAUGCCCUGAAGAGUAUUCCUCACCAUGGAUAGUCCACCCAAGCUGACUGGUGAGACGCUGAUUGUCCAUCACAUUCCCCUGGUGCACUGCCAGGUCCCUGAUAGACAGUGCUGCUCCAUGAGCAAAAGGACCAACCCCUUCUGCCAGCCAGAGCUCAGCAUUACAAGGACCUCUGCCCUUCCAGACAGAGAUCUGUCACAGACUGACUCCUUGGUGUACAGCAGCUUUCUCCAGACCUCUGAAACCUCAGCUGAGGCCUCAGACAACAAAGAAAGAAAAGCAAGGGAUCUGAUUGUCCCUAGUGUGAGUAAGCGACACAACCCUUUCCUGCUGAGUGAGGGUGAAGACCUCAGUAUUUUUGGGGAUGACUUGGGUCAAAAAUCUUUCCACCUUCACAACUCACUCGUCGAUGGCAAACCUCCCUUCAAUCUGCAGGAUCUGGCCUUGCCCCCUUUCCACCUCCAUGACUCCAACCACAUUGUGAAAUCCUGGAACAUGGCCAGCCGGUCUGGUGUGGUGGAUGGGCAGGAGGACAAACUCAGCAGUGAUGACAUCCAGAAGAGGAACAAUGCAAACAGGUGCCACCAGGCCUCGGAGCACAUGGAACUGGAUGAAUGCAGCUGCCAUCGUGGCAGCUCCUCCAGCUUCUCCUUUGACAGUGGUGACCAAGAGUGGAACCAGAACACAGGUGAACCACUGAGGAAUCAGGAUGCCCUGCACAGGACAUGCAGUUGUUCCAGCUCAGAGAUCCAGCACUGUCGCUGCUACAGUUCAUCAAGUCAGUCUGAAGUGAUUGACCAACAGAUGGGCUACAUCAGUGACUCUUCUUGCAACAGUUCUGAUGGGGUCCUGGUGAACUUCAGUGCUCUCUACAACAAAAUGAAUGGUCAGUCUCAAUCCAACCUGAAUUCAGCUAACCUGUCCUGUGACUCUUCCUUCUGCAGCCACUCAGACACAGGAGCUUUUUACCUGGACUUACAUUCAUCACCCACUGAAUCCAAGAUGUCUUGCGAGUCGCAUAACCCAGAAAAUUCAGGGAAGGUGUGUGGGUGUCAACACUCCUCCUCACCUGUCCUUGAUGCUAACUGCAACUCCUACCACCUCCACUGUGAGCCUUGCACAUCAGAGAGCUCAGACCUCACUGCUUGCUUCCAGAGCCAAGCACGGCUUGUUGUGGCUACUCAGAAUUACUAUAAGUUAGUCACAUGUGACUUGUCUUCCCAGUCAUCCCCCAGCCCUGCGGGAUCUUCCAUAACUAGCUGCUCAGAAGACCAGACCAAGGGUAGCCCAGCCCAGCCCACAGAGUACUAUCUGUUCAGAAGGCCUGACCUGAGACAAGAAGAAGGCAAUGUAGAGUGCAGUGAGGAGGAGCCAAAGGGAGAAUCCAGCCAGAACAUGAUUGAGGGUCAGGUCUAUGUCAAUGUGUCACCACCGAACCUCAACACAAGCCGGCAGCGCUCCAGGAGCUAUGAUCAGAACCUGGACAGGAGUCCUGGCAGCAGGCUGGGCUCCUUGGAGCGCAUGGUGAGCUGUCCAGUCAAGCUGAGUGAAAGUCCAGCAAUUCCCAUUCAGAGCUCUCCCCCCAAGAGGGUGACAUCAUUCGCUGAACUGGCUAAAGGACGGAAAAAGAACGGCACCUCCCCACCACUCCGCUCUAGUGGUGAUUCUUCCCUGGAGUUCUCUCCUAUCCCUGAGACUCAGCGGGAUUGCCCAGCCUUCCUUGAAGAAAGAGCUCGGCGCAGCCAGAGUCUUCCACCCAUGCCCUUCAUCCAUGGCCUGAACCGGAGCUGCGAGGGCUUCUGUUUGAAUCAUGCUUUUGGGGACAGCCAGGCUUUGUGUUCCACCAAGGACUCGAUCACCAGUGAGAAGGUCCCCAGUGGGCAUGGGGCAGGUGAGCAAGCCUCUCUCUCCCUGCUGACGGAGGCAGAUGCCAGCUUCUCGAGUGGCUCUGCCAGUGGCCACAGACAAAAAGAUGUUAGAGCUCAAGCAGACGGUGGUGGCACAGACAGCAAACCUGUGGUACGCUACAGCAAGGACCAGCGUCCCACGACUCUGCCCAUCCAGCCCUUUGUUUUUCAGCACCAUUUCAGCAAGCCACCCAGGGCACGUGCCCUGCACAGCCAUUUUGCCUCCAGCCUUUCCCAGCUCUACAGCUUGUCCAGCAACCGGUCUGCCAGCCAGCAGAUCUCCAGUUCCCAGUCCUCAGCCUUGGCCACCUCGGCAGAGCAGGUGGCAGUGGCGGGGAGCCAAGGCCAUGGCACGCUCGUGACCCAGCGCUCAGCAGACGGAGCUGCUUCACGCGGCGAUGGGGGCGUCAAGAAGCUCGGCCCUGAAACAACCCGUCCAUCCCCGCUGGGCAGUUACUCCCCUGUGCGAUGCAACGUGCCUUUCUUCCAAAGCGUGGACUCCUCUUCCUCACCCACUGCAGAGAGAGCUGAAGACUGCCAGCCCCCCAGAAGCAGGUCCUGCCCCAUCUCUGCUAACCUGCUUCCCACAAGGUCGUCCCCGGCUGUCAGUGCCGUGCAGCCCUCCAAAGCCACCAAAGCUGACACCCUGAGGCAAAAGGAGAACCCCAAGCUGAUUCCCAAGAAGGAGGCUCAGCUGGAGCCAAGCCCACCACUCUCCGAGUACCGACUCCACAGUGGGUCCCUCCCGCCCCUCUCGGUGGGUGCCAUGUCCAUGAGCAGAGUAGGAGGCCAUGCAGAUUCACACUGGAGAAGUGGCAGUGAGACCAGCAGCUCUGGUCCCCUGAGCAGCAUGGGAAUACGACCUGUCAAUGCGAACCACCUCUCCCCCCAAGCACUGAAGUGGAGGGAGUACAGGCGGAGGAACCCCCUGGGUCUGGACCGUGUUUCAGGGCUGCCCAGCUUAGCGGGCAGCCUGGACAGAAGGCAGCAAGAGCCUCGGCUGAACCGGGGCAACCCCGUCUUUGAGUUCCCUGGCGCUCUCAGCACCAGCCAUUUCCACUGCAAGCUGAACGGACAGUCUAUGAGGCAACUCCAGCUUACCUACAAUGACUUUUUCCCUGACUACUUCUCGCUAGCAGAGAAACCACCUGCUGAGUUCUGCCUCUCCCCAGAUGGCAAUACAGAGUCCAUCUCCAUCGACUUGCUGCAGAAGAAGGGUCUGGUGAAGGCUAUCAACACUGCUGUUGACCUGAUUGUGGCUCACUUUGGAACCAGCAGGGAUCCAGGGGUGAAGGCCAAACUUGGGAACAGCUCUGUGAGCCCCAAUGUGGGGCAUCUCAUCCUGAAAUACCUGUGCCCUGCAGUCCGGGACAUUCUGAGUGACGGGCUCAAGGCUUACGUCCUGGACAUGAUCAUUGGCCAGAGGAGGAACAUCCCCUGGAGUGUGGUGGAGGCAUCCACCCAGCUAGGUCCUUCUACAAAGCUCCUGCACAGCCUCUACAGCAAGAUCAGCCAGUACACAGAGCUCACCAACCAUACCAUGAGGUUCAAUGCAUUCAUCUUCGGCCUCCUCAAUAUCCGGUCCUUGGAGUUCUGGUUCAACCACCUUUACAACCAUGAAGACAUCAUCCUGGCACAUUACCAGCCAGUGGGCUUCUUGUGCCUGUCUCACAGUGUGUGCCAGCCUCUUUUUGAGGAGCUCCUGCUCCUGCUCCAGCCUCUCUCCCUGCUGCCCUUCAACCUAGACCUCCUCUUUGAGCACCACCUCAUGCAGAUGGGCAAAGAGCAGCAGCAGCAAAAGGAGCUGCUGCGUGUGAAGCAGGAUCUGCUGCUUUCCGUGCACUCCACCCUGCAGCUGAUGCGGACCCGGGGCAGCAAUGGUGACAUCUCACCAGGGCACAGCCCACAGCAAGCUGUGAGUGAGAAGAGGGUCAAAGGGGUGGGGGCCUCCUGCGGAGAAGGUGACAGGGAGGAAGAGCAGAACAAGACAAGAGAGAGCACCUGGGAAGGGAAGAAGGACAAGCAGGCAGGCUGGUGGUACCAGCUCAUGCAGACCUCUCAGAUUUACAUCGAGAGUUCAACUGAAGGCUCCAAGUUCAUCCGCUCUGAGAAGAAGGCAGCUGCUUUGAAUCCUGCACCCAGGUCAGUGCAGACCCACAAGGCACCACCUCCCCGAGAAGGGGUGGUGGAGGGUGCAGAGGCUUGUCCCAUUGCUGAGGAAGUGAAGGAAUGGAGCUGGCCCUUUUGGAUGGGCAGCCCCCCAGACUCUGUGCUUACAGAGCUAAAGCGCAGCAAGGAGAAGGAGGCUCAGCAAAGAGUGGGAGCAGCAGCAUCCCCCCAAGAGGACAACAGCACCAGUGCAUCACAGGGCAGCCAGCCCAUCAAGUGGGGACACUUGUUUGGGUCCAGGAAGGUACAAAAAGAGUCCAAGCAGCCAAACAGGUUGCCCUCUGGCUGGCUGAGCUUGGACAAGUCUGUGUUCCAGCUGGUGGCCCAGACUGUUGGGGCCAGCAUGUGGCGUGAAGCAGCCCCGGAGCCAGACCCUCCCCAUCCUGAACCACCUGAGGCACCUGCUGUGGCACGACCAGCCAGGGGGAUGUCUCCUCACCCUGCCUGUGAGGUGAAAGCUCUUUGCCAUCACAUUGCCACUGAGGCAGGACAACUGAGCUUCAACAAAGGGGAUAUUCUGCAGGUCAUCUCCAAAGUGGAUGGUGACUGGCUGCAGUGCAGCCUUGGCUCCAACAAGGGACUGGUGCCCAUCAUGUAUGUCACCCACCCCGAGGAUGAGGACUAUUGACAUAUUUAGGAGGCCAAGCACAGUUUCCUGGGCUGCUGAGGCUCCUCUGGGGUAGCCUACCCUGCUAGAGGAACAAACACAGCUUCUUGCUAGUUUCUUACCUUUCCUGCCAUUACAGAAUACAGUAACCAUAAGGUGGUUCCUUCUUGCUCCUCCUUGUGCAGCUGCCAAAGGCCAACUUAGCCCCCUGGGCUUUUCUGUGAGCUGCACCUUGUAUUGCCAGGCAUCACCAUGCAUGCAGCCACACCAGGGACCACCUGACCCCCCCUUCCACCCCACACUGUCUCCAGCACCCACAGGCCAUGGACUUGUACCUUCCAGGAACCCAAGCAGUCCCUGCCAGGGCAGCACUGCCCCGCUGCCCAGCUCUUGGAUGCAGGAUGGUGCAGGAUGCUGGCUGUCCCCUCCCUGGGGGUGGCAGUGCAGUCUGCAGCCUCCAGCAUCCCCGGCACCCUCAGCCUCAGGGGUGGGAGCACCCUGCGUUGGCAGGGUCCCUGUGAGGCUGGGCUGAUUUGUUGUGUUUACUGGGGCACUGCCAGGUCGGCUCCCCCACGCUGGAGUAUCCCUGUCCUGGUGUGCUGUGGUGGUUCCUGGUGGGCUGUACUGGGACAAGUGGCCUGGCAGUGCCACACUGCAGGGCUGGGGCUGUGCGUGGCCACAGCCAGGGCAGGGGGACGGGGUACGUGUGUGAGUGUGGAGCAAAAGGGUGUGCGGGGUUGUGAGGAAGGCACGGGGUUGUUCAGUGUUAUGUAGG